This is a messenger RNA of Aegilops tauschii subsp. strangulata, 2136 nucleotides long. NCBI's taxonomy places the organism in Eukaryota, Viridiplantae, Streptophyta, Magnoliopsida, Poales, Poaceae. The record is from RefSeq and is a predicted model, not a curated record.
AAGGUUGGGGUGGAAGCGGAACAGGGGGCGGGUCAAAGCACAAGCGUUGCUAAGCGUUCCAGGGCUGCUGCGUUGCAACAAGGUGAGAGUAGCAAUCAUUCUCAUGGGAAGGAUUGUGUGGAGCAGGAGGAAGUUAUACAUCAGGGCGGAAAGGUGACCCCCAAAGAUGCUUGCAACAUGGAUCCUUCGGGAGCUUCUGAUAAGGUUGAAACACCAGUUCUUUCCCAGGGCACGGUGCAGGCAAUGAUGGUAACUGCCUUGGAGUGGGAAGAUGGCCCAUCUUGUGCUCUUUUCUCGGAGGGGACCGAAGACUAUGAGUGGAUGAAUCAAAAAGUAGACAUACCAAUCAAGCAUGUGCAGACACCAAAUGCUUCUAGCUCUGAUGUGCAGAAUUCAAUCCCAUUAGUGCCAAACUUUGACAACACUCCUCAAGUUGAAAGGCCUAGCAACCUCCCAACCGCAACAUUUGACACAGCUCCAAAGCUCCCUAGGGCAAACGACAUUCUGGGGCCUGUGUUUGAUGUGUCCCCCAUCUCAUUCAAAAACGCUUCCUCCGAUGGACCUCAAGGUUUUUUCUUGCUUCAGAACACAAGCUCCUUUUUAUCUAAGAGUUUUCUCAGUGCGUUUCCUUUUUGCAUUCUCAUUUUUCUUUCUGUUUUUUGUGUUGUUGCAAUGUUGUGCAGUAGUAGUGGAUUUGCACGAGACAACCAAGGCGAAUGUUGAGGUCAGGGGUGAGUCCAACAGUCUUGGUAAACAGUCAAAGAAGAAAAGGGUGGCUGUCUCCCCAGACAAUGUGCCAACGAUGAAGAAGAUUAAGGUUGAUGCACACGGUAAUGCCUUACACCAUCAGUAUGUAAUGACCAGAUACAAGACAAGAAAACCAAAGAAAAACGAGCUUCUGCCCGACUUCAUUGAAAUAGAUGGCUUCCAUACAUCUCUCGAGAAUUUUCAUGCAUCUCUAAAGCCAAGAGCGGAGAUUGACAAUGAGGUCAUGACCUUAUACCUGAAGACAUUCAACUAUGAUCAGUCAGUGAAGAAGAAGAAGCCAAAAAAAUUUGUUUUCUCAGUGUUGAUGAGUUUGAAACUCAGUGCUGAGCCAGAUGUGUUUGAUCUGAAGGUGUGCGAAAAAGAAUUUAAGAAUGCUUGCUUACAAAAUCACAUUUCAAAAUCUGACCUGCUAUUCUUCAUGGUUGUACACAAAAGGCACUGGGCAGUAGUAGUUGUUAACAUCACCCAAAAGGAGUUCAAUAUCUUUGACUCCAUUAGGAACUCGGAAGACCUUUUUGAGAUGGACAGGAUCACUAAGAAUGUGGUAAUGCUCCUGUUGGAGUUUGGCGCAACAAAUCUUUUCCUUCUUUUUGCUUUUCCACACCGCACACUUAUGCAUUUUGUUUGUCCAUGUUUUAUCGGGUUUGAUCAGGUCGCAAACAUCAAGAGUGUUGCAAUGAGGGAGCCACUUUUUAAGCACAAUCUCGAGUCUUACUCGCUAUUCACCCCACUUGAUUACCCUCAACAAAAAACUUACUAUAACUGUGGCUACUAUAGUAUUUUAUACGUGGAGAAUUGGGAUGGCCUUGUUAUGCUGUCAUUUGGCCAGGUAUUUUCUUUAGAUAGCAAACCAUAUUUUUUGUGUAAUUCUUCUCAACUUGAUUGGGAUCUGUUUCAUGACUAAAUUUUUACUUGUUUCCUGUUUUAUUGCUUCCUAGGAUUACAUCCCAAACCUUCAGAAACGCAUUGCAGCAGAUCUGUUGAGACACCCAAGCAACAAGUUGGACCCCGCGCAUCAGCUGAAGCUGCUUCUUCAGCGUUAGAUGGGUGUUUUCGAGCUUCUGCAACAGGAGGAGUCAUGGCGGCGGUGGCCUAGUACUGCUGACGCGAGUUUUUGUAGCUAGCUAGAGUGUAGUUGGGAGCAUGUUCUUGUCGCCAGCUCGAGUGUAGUUGAGAGCUUGUUCUUCUAGCCAGCUCAACUGAACUUUUUUCACAAUGCAACUCUGAAUGAAGCACAGGAAUGUUUCAGUGUGUGACUGUAUGCAAGGAUUUGUUUUUUGUGAAGCCUAUUCAAGAUUGUUUGUCAGCUUAUGCAAGGAUUAUUUGUUUUUUACUUGCCUUUUCAAGAAGAUUGUUGAUAUACUUUGA